Molecule: messenger RNA, 1629 nt
Organism: Harmonia axyridis
Lineage: Eukaryota; Metazoa; Arthropoda; Insecta; Coleoptera; Coccinellidae
Product: proton-coupled amino acid transporter-like protein CG1139
Exons: 8
Coding region: 202-1554 (450 amino acids)
Biological process (GO): amino acid transmembrane transport
Cellular component (GO): vacuolar membrane
Molecular function (GO): amino acid transmembrane transporter activity
Source: RefSeq, a predicted model, not a curated record
GGAUUACCGACCCCUAAAUCUUCCUACUUCUUGUUACGCCUAUGGUGUGCAUUAUCAUUGUUGAUCAGGAAAAAGAUAAUAUUUCUUUCUAUCUUAAUCUAUUCCUACUGAAUGAGGAAAAUCUCAAUAUUUGUUCAAUCACAAUUGAGAACACGAGUGCCCCAAUGUCUAAUUCAGAAAAAAGAACUUUGAUUAGAGACGAUGGUUGAUAAUGGAACCAGAGUUUUUCCAAGUAGCACACUCGGAAUCGACUAUCCACCAGAAGAUCCAGAAACAGACUAUGACCCGUACAGUAAAAAAAAACCUAAACAACCAGCCAUUUCGAAUGUCCAAGCGUUUUUCUUUCUUAUUCAUGGGGUUGUUGGAACGGGAAUACUACAAGCCGGUUUUGUUUUCCGUGAAGGUUGGAUUAUCGGAAUUAUUAUGACAGUGUCGAUUGGAAUUAUAUGCGCUCACUGCCAAUAUAUUCUGUUCAAGGCAAAAUAUAGAGUAUGCAAAACCAUGAAGGUCCCUUAUAUGAAGUACGCACUCUCAGUAGAAAGAGCAUUCGAGUUUGGACCAAUAUAUUUAAGAAGAUAUUCGAGACUAUCGUAUUAUCUGGUUGACGGUUGUUUCAUAUUGACCCAACUGGGAUUAUGUUGCCUUUUCGGUGCAACGGCUCUCCGCAUUGCACCAGUGGCAGAUGGUUUAUUCAGAAAUUGGCUAGACUUCGAAGUCAAUAUGUCGAUUCUCUUUCAUACGUCCAUUUUCAUACCACUGCUGUUGUCAGCCAUUAUGAUAAAUUUGAGAAUAGUAGCUCAAUUUGCUGUCUUGGGUGUAAUUCUAUUGAUAGCUUCUAUCUUCAUAUUCUUCGGAUAUGUUGCACAAGAUUUCGAACCAACUGGAAGUUUUGAAAUGCUGGACGUCGAAUUGAUCACGCUGCCAAUUUAUAUAGCUACUUUGGUGUUUUCAUUUGAAUCAGUAACAGUAUUAAUAUAUUUGGAUCAUCACCUUAAAUCACCAAGGACGUUCUUGAAACCUUAUGGUAUCAUGACCAAGGGAAUGUUGUUGAUCAUUUUUAUGCAAUGCAUUCUAGGGAUUUCCCUUUAUUGGAAAUUUGAUUUUGACAGUCUUAUGAUCUCAAAUAUUCCAAUAUAUUUCAGGACGAAUGAAAUUUUGGCAGUUUCUACUGGGCUCUACUCCAUAUAUUCAUUCAUUAGCUAUGGACUUCAUGAAUACAUUUUUGUGGAGGUUAUGUGGAGAAAAACAAAAAAAAGAAGUACUUGCACAAGGAUUUUCGUGUGUGCAUUACCUGUUAUGGUUUCAGGUACCUAUAUGCUGUCUAAAGCUUACACGGAGUUAAUAUUUCCUGAGUGUUUCGUAACGGCCAUCCUUGGAACAGUAGUGCCAAUCUUGGGAAUCAUUAUUCCCGUUCUCAUGGACAUUUCUUUGAAUUGGCCACAUAAUUUCAAACGAGCGAAGCUCAUUUAUAUCAAGAAUAUAUUUUUGUUACUAUUUGGACUUCUAUCUAUAUUUUGUAAUUUUAUAUUUUGUUUAUUGCCCCGAAUAAUUUAGAUUGGAGGUAAACACAGACAACGAAAAUAUUGGAAUAAUGAUAAUAUUAUUUUUGUCAAACAUAAAUAAUUUUAU